ACUGCCUUCUCAGCCCUGUCCACACCCACCGGGAGGGAAAAGUGGGUUGGGGGUAGGAAGCAGGGAGCCUUGCUGAGGAAGAUCAGGUUCCCUGUUCUCCAACAACUUGUGUAAUUUUUUGAAACUUAGAAAAAUACCAGGGUAUUUGGUAGCCAAAAGGGUUACGACACAUGUAGCAAAUACAUGUUGUAGCUGUAUGUCAUGAGUGUACACUGGCUUCUCCUGUGCUCACACCAUCAGCACUGAACCCUCUACCUGAUUUGAAGGUUCUCCACGCUCUUCCCCCUCUCCUCACAUGCCUGGCCUUAUAUGUAUCCAUCCGAUCUCUUCCUACUCUCGCAAGUCCUCCAGGAGGAAAAUCUCUGAGCCUCUGUCUCUGGUACCCAUCACGCCCAAAGACCUUGGGUGAAUGCCUUCACCCUGCUCUCUUCCUGUCUACCUUGUCCUUCCAAGCCCACCGGCUCCAAUAGUCUUCUCUGAUGCCUUCAGCUGACUCGCAUCUUUCCAAAUUCCAUUUGCAUUUUCCAUCAGAAACACACAGGUUAGUUCUUCAAAAUUCUGAAUCUUAACACAUUCCCAACUUGACUUACAAGCUCUUUGAAGGCAGGAACUUGUCUGAUAUUUGGCCCCACCCCAAACGUCGGUGUUACUGACUUGGCUUCAGAAUUCUAGACGUUUUUACUCUUCUCUUUGUUCUUCCUUGAAAUCCCCUGGAAGUUUGAAGAGGACAUGAUAGAUAUCUGCUUUCAGAUUCUGAACAAGAGCCUGUACUUCUUAGAGAACCCAACCAAAGACUACUCCCAGUGGAACAAUGUGGUGUAUGUCUGCAGGGUGGUGAGCGCCAUGAUCAACAGCAAUGAUGACAGCCGUGUGCUGCAGGGGAGCUGGAGAGAGGACUACUCCCAGGGGGUCAGCCCACUGGAGCGGACGGGCAGCGUGGCCAUCCUGUGACAGUGGGCAGCCAGGGGCGGGCAGCCUGUGAGGUAUGGGCAGUGCUGGGUAUUUGCAGCUGUUAUGGGUACCAUGAUGAGGUGCCUGCGGAUCCCCACCCAAGUAAUCACCAACUUUGACUCUGGCCACGACACAGACGGAAACCUGAUCGUAGAUGAGUAUUAUGACAACACAGGCAGGACUUUGGAGAGUAAGAAGAAGGACAGUGUCUGGAAUUUCCACGUCUGGAAUGAGUGCUGGAUGGCCCGGAAUGACCUCCCUCCCGGAUACGGAGGCUGGCAGGUGCUGGACGCCACACCUCAGGAGAUGAGCAACAGCCUCUACUGCUACGGCCCUGCCUCCAUCAGAGCCAUCAAAGAAGGAGAGGUGGAUCUGAAAUAGGACACAGCCUUCGCCUUCUCCAUGGUAAAUGCUGACUGCAUGGCCUGGCUGGUCUUUGGAGGGAAGGAGCAGAAACUUCACCUGGACACCAAUUCUGUUGGCAAUUUUAUCAGCACCAAGAGGAUCCAGAGUGAUGAGCGGGAUGACGUCACGGAAAACUGCAAGUACGGAGAAGGUUCCCUCCAGGAGAGGCAGGUGAUUCUGAAGGCUCUUCAGAAGCUGAAGCCUGGAAGGUCCCAAGGCUCCCUCCAACAAACUUCCAGGUCCAUGCUGCCAAGGGACAGUCCUAGGAGCCUUGCUACGCCUUCCCUUCGGCCCAGUGAUGUUGUCCAGGUCUCCCUGAAAUUCCAGCUGCUCGACCCACCCGACAUGGGCCGGGACAUAAGGUUUGUCCUGCUGGCCCUCAACACGGCGCCCCAGUUCAAGGACCUCAAAGUGAACCUGAGUGCCCAGUCUCUGCUGCAUGAUGGCAGCCCCCUGCCCCCAUUCUGGCAGGACACAGCCUUCAUCACACUCUCUCCUGAAGAAGCAAAGACCUAUCCCUGCAAAAUCCCCUAUUCCCAGUAUGGCCAGUACCUGUCCACAGACAAGCUGAUCCGCAUCAGUGCCCUGGGUGAAGAGAAGAGCAGUCCCGAGAAGACCGUGGUGAACAAGAUCAUCGCCUUAGCCUGUCCCGGCAUCAUGAUUAAUGCUUUAGGAGCAGCCAUUGUGAACCGGCCACUCUUCAUACAGGUGAUAUUUUCAAACCCUCUCUCGGAGCCGGUUGAAGAUUGUGUACUGACUGUGGAAGGAAGUGGUCUCUUUAGGAGACGGCAGAGAGUGCUCAUUGGAGUCCUCGAACCCCAUCACAGAGCCAGCCUCACUCUGGAGACUGUCCCCUUCAAGAGUGGCCAAAGGCAGAUCCAAGCAAAUCUGAGCAGCAACAAGUUUAAAGACAUCAAGGGUUACAGGAACGUCUAUGUAGACUUUGGGUUAUAA
This is a messenger RNA of Aethalodelphis obliquidens (Pacific white-sided dolphin), 2310 nucleotides long. RefSeq names its product protein-glutamine gamma-glutamyltransferase 5-like. Gene Ontology annotation, biological process: peptide cross-linking. Lineage: Eukaryota; Metazoa; Chordata; Mammalia; Artiodactyla; Delphinidae. The record is from RefSeq and is a predicted model, not a curated record. Gene Ontology annotation, molecular function: protein-glutamine gamma-glutamyltransferase activity.